AUGUCUUCUUAUCGUUUGAUUGGUGGUAAAACAAACAAACGUCUGGUCGUUCUCACCUGUCUGUUAAAAUUAAUAUUGUGAAAUUUCUGUUUACCGCAGUGAUUGUGAAUAGUGAACCCCAAUCAUCAAGAUGGCUUUGAAAACGCUCGUCGGGCAAAAAAUUAUGAAUGAAGCUAUCAAGCAGAAGAAGAAGACUGGGAAAGAUGUUGAGUGGCGGGUGCUAGUGGUCGACCAGCUCGCCAUGAGGAUGGUCUCAGCUUGCUGUAAAAUGCAUGAAAUCUCUGCUGAAGGAAUCACCAUUGUAGAAGAUUUAAAUAAGAAGCGGGAGCCUCUACCAACAAUGGAAGCAGUUUACCUAAUUAGUCCUUGCGAGAAAUCAGUGCAUGCCCUGAUGAAUGAUUUUAAUUAUGGUAGCCGUACUAUGUACAAAGCUGCUCAUGUUUACUUCACUGAAGUUUGCCAAGAGGAAUUAUUCAAUGAACUGUGCAAGUCCUGCGUAGCUAGAUCAAUAAAAACUCUAAAAGAGAUAAAUAUUGCUUUUCUUCCGUAUGAGUGUCAGGUGUUCUCACUUGAUACUCCAGAAACAUUCCAGUGCUUUUACAAUCCUGCAUAUUCCAGCAACCGCAAUGCCAAUAUGGAACGUAUUGCAGAGCAAAUCGCAACAUUAUGUGCAACUUUGGGCGAGUAUCCCUCAGUAAGAUAUCGCAGUGACUUUGACAAGAAUUUGGAAUUGGCGCAUGUGAUCCAGCAGAAAUUAGAUGCAUACAAAGCUGACGAACCAACGAUGGGGGAGGGGCCAGAGAAAGCUCGCUCUCAGCUCUUGAUUCUAGACAGAGGCUUUGAUUGCGUUUCACCGGUUCUCCAUGAGCUUACUCUUCAAGCUAUGGCCUACGAUUUGUUGCCAAUUGAAAAUGACGUUUACAAGUAUGAAGCUACCGCUGGGGCUCCAGAGAAAGAAGUUCUUCUGGAUGAAAAUGAUGAGUUGUGGGUUGAAUUGAGACACCAACAUAUUGCUGUUGUCUCUCAGAAUGUUACCAAAAAUCUCAAGAAGUUUAUCGACUCAAAACGAAUGCCCCAAGGAGACAAGCAAUCAAUGCGUGACCUCUCACAAAUGAUCAAGAAAAUGCCUCAGUAUCAGAAAGAGCUGAGUAAAUAUUCAACUCACUUGCAUCUUGCUGAGGAUUGUAUGAAGGCAUACCAAGGAUAUGUCGAUAAAUUGUGCAAAGUAGAACAGGAUCUAGCCAUGGGCACAGAUGCUGAAGGUGAGCGCAUCAAGGAUCAUAUGAGAAACAUUGUGCCUGUUCUUCUCGACAAAGCUGUGUCAAAUUAUGAUAAGUUGAGGAUUAUUAUUCUGUACAUCUUAUCGAAGAAUGGAAUAUCAGAAGAGAAUUUGAAUAAACUUAUUCAGCACACGCAAAUUUCACCGCAAGAAAAACAGGCCAUUGUAAAUCUAGCCAAUCUGGGAGUCAACGUUGUAACAGAUGGUGGGCGCAAAGUAAAAGUCUACCAACCACCUCGCAAAGAACGGAUUACUGAGCAGACCUACCAGAUGUCUCGUUGGACACCAGUCGUCAAGGACUUGAUGGAAGAUUGCAUUGAGGAUAAGUUAGACCUGAAACAUUUUCCAUUCCUUGGUGGCCGCGCAGCCUCCUCUGGCUACCAUGCACCUACCAGUGCCAGAUAUGGACAUUGGCACAAGGACAAAGGACAACAGACGGUGAAAAACGUUCCACGCCUAAUAGUUUUCAUUGUUGGAGGUGUCUCAUAUUCUGAGAUCCGAUGUGCAUAUGAAGUCACCAAUGCCAUCAAGACAUGGGAAGUCAUCAUAGGAUCCUCUCACAUACUAACGCCCGAAGAUUUCCUAAACAACCUUGCAAAUCUCAGUGCAUAAGUAAAUUCUUUGGAGACCGAGUAAGUAUCGCUUCUCUGUGAUAAAGUUCUAAUGUCGCAAUAGUCCGGAACCGCCGUUCAAGUGUAUUCAAGUUACUUUGAUGAUUUGAUGCAAAUCCAUUGUUUUCACAAUAUUCAGUGUUGUUAUUGUUAAUCUAUUCAUUUUAUUAUUUAUUGUAUACUUCAUUUAUAUUUAUUUAUUUAUUCAAAUUUUAUCAUAAUUGCACGGACCUAGAUCCUAAGUAUCGGCAAUGUGGAUAGGGAGUCAAAGGAAACAAGCGCUUGGAAACUACCAAAACUUCUCGUAAGUAAAUUAUUCCAGUUGUGUCUAUAACGUUAAAUUUGCAUUCAAAUGCUAAAAAAAAUAUUUCAUGGAUUUCAAAAAAAAAAAACCGAAGUGCAGAAAAUUGAUUGAGUCAGGUGAGAAAUGAUUGAUCUGUUAGUCUCCCAUUGUUUGUUUCCCAGGCUUUUAUUCACCUACCUCCACAGCUGCUGAUCAUUAGUUUAGGUUUUAGGUACUUUAAUAUUAUUCUAAUACCAUUAAGUUGGUUUUGUUCAAAACCUAGCUUUUGUAACUAUCCGUAACGAUUAAGUUAAUUACCGAGUACCUUAGGUAGUAGCUUUUGUUAUUUGCCGUAAUCUCAUUCAUUUUCAUGUUAAUAUCAGCGUACACCCUGUCAUCAGUUAACAUUUGUCUACUAUUUUCUUCUUUUUCAACAUAGUAACCAGUUCUGAGGAAAAAUAGCCGAAAUUAGAAUUAAAUUGGUUCGCAAAGCAGAGAAAUGCAUACUGUUUCAGUCAAAUUACAUCUCAUAUUCUAGUUAUGUGCGAUCCUACUAGAUAAGUUAAUUUUCAGCUUAACGUUUUGAUAAAUUUUUAGUUUUCCACAAUAUAGUGAAGCCUUUUUCUUCUUGAACGAUAACUUUUCGUUGGUUUUAUCUGAUAUAUUUUCAGUUAAAUCCAUUAGAUUUAAAUAUUCCUUCAAGCUAUGGACGUUAAGAUGUGUAAAAGAGACAAAAUAGUUUAUCUAGGAAGGCCUGAGAAUUUUUAGAAAAUCGUAGUGCCUCUGUUAAUGCUGAUCAUUACUUUUUUCUCAGUUGCUGGUGUCAUAUUUUAGGUGUAUAAGUUUAUCAGCCCUCAUAAUUCACCCUGUUCCCAAGAAGUUGUUUCAAUUCUUCUUGGGCUUAUAACCAAUGACAUGCUUCAUUUCAUGAUAUGCACUUGACACUGAGUUUAAGCAAAUGCAAAUGCAAAAGUUACACACAUGUAAUGCACUUAAUGAUUGAUUCACACUUAAGGAAACGCUAUAAACAAUUACUUUAUAAAGUUGAUUGUAUAAUCUUACAAAGUUGAUUUUCUAGUAUACUACAAGUGAAAUCAUUUGAGUUACCCAACCAUUUGCAUCUUCUAAUUUCAUCAAACUAAUGAAGCACUGGUUUAUUGACUAGUAUCAGAUGUUUUUCUUGAAAAUGUUGUACUCUAUAUAGAGAAGUAGAGUUUUAAACCAUGAGAUUUUAAUGGUCACCUUUGUGAUAUUCUAUGUAUUUGAUGAUUUGCAAGGUUUAAUUCUCAUUUGUGGACAUUUUUCUACAAAAAUCUCUUGUCUUCAGCACUUAUUAACAAAGAAUGUAAUCGUCUGUCGGAAAGAUAAAGCCUUAAAAGCUAGAGAAUAAGAAAAUAUUUAAAUUUUUAGAGUGCACAGGAGCUAACUUCUAAUGCAUAUUUAGAUCUCAAUAGAAAUUGAAUCUCGAGAGCUUGAUGA
Messenger RNA from Bemisia tabaci, 3652 nucleotides. RefSeq names its product Syntaxin-binding protein Rop (gene Rop). The record is from RefSeq and is a predicted model, not a curated record. Gene Ontology annotation, biological process: vesicle-mediated transport. NCBI's taxonomy places the organism in Eukaryota, Metazoa, Arthropoda, Insecta, Hemiptera, Aleyrodidae.